Peromyscus californicus insignis is the source of this 4367-nucleotide messenger RNA. Its product is annotated as solute carrier family 22 member 11-like. NCBI's taxonomy places the organism in Eukaryota, Metazoa, Chordata, Mammalia, Rodentia, Cricetidae. Gene Ontology annotation, cellular component: membrane. Gene Ontology annotation, molecular function: transmembrane transporter activity. The record is from RefSeq and is a predicted model, not a curated record. Gene Ontology annotation, biological process: transmembrane transport.
GAUGGUGGUGGUGGUGGAGAUGGUGAUGGUGGAGAUGGUGAUGGUGGAGAUGGUGGUCGGGCGGAUGAUGGUGGAGAUGGUGAUCGUGGUCCAAGUAAACGUUCGUUUGUCCAUUGUCUCAUUUAAUCUUACCACUUUAAACGAAAGACCCCACCUUGGAGACAAGAAAGGGGCAGGACCUGGUAAGGUCAUCUGGCAGCCAGCCUAGCCUUUGGUUUCCUUCAUGGGAGCCCUAGGCUGGGAAAGUGAACCCAACAUCAAUCCUGGUUCUGUGAGGAACAGGUGUUCACCUCAUCCAGACAAGUUUAGUGGGACUCCCCAGAGAGCAGCCAUCAUCUAAAGCAGGCAGCCUUUCUUCCCAAGGGCCUUCUCCUCAGGGACAUGUUCAUCCUUGCGGAGCCUGAGGAGACAGGCACCAAACGGGGCAAGCUCAGCCUGGUGCUUGGAAGUGCUGCAGUCCCGGGUGUGACCACCAGGUGGUGGUGGAGCAGCCGCACUGCGCCCUGCCCCCAGCAGCCCUAGAAAAGCAGAAAAUACAAAUUAAAAAUUCUUUGGCCUGGACGUGGAAGUCAGCUGGAGAUUCCGAGAGCCUUCUGGCAAAUCCGGGAGGUUUGACCUUCUGCUAGCAAAUCCUGGAGGAGUCCGUGACAGGCAAAGGGCAGGGAAGGAGUUGGAAGGGAAAUGAAUCCCCACCCCCCACGCUUUGGCUUUCUGCCUCCUGGAACCCAGACUCUCAGCACAGCAGAAUCCCCAGAGGCUGGGGGCAGGGCAGUGCCGGCGAGAGACCAGCCCUGGUCUUUGAUGUAUGCUCAGGUUUGCAAACGUUGCUCUGUUUCACAGACUGAAAAUCAGAGGGACAGGGAGGCGAGGCCAUGCUCAAGGUUAACGCCAGGGUACCAGACCCUGUGGCUGGGCCUGGCCUACCCCUCUCCCACCACCUUUCAUGGGUUCCUCUGGUCUGGUUACCCCGUCUCUCUGGAUCUGCUAUUGCAGACAGUACAGUGAGCUCCCAUGCUGAGGCAGAGCAAGGGAGUCCCACAUAGCUCCCCCAGCCCUCUAGGGAGGUUCCUGAACGUUCAGGGUCCUCACCCACGCAUAACUCUCUCUCUAAAACCUACUCAGACACUUCCCUCUGGUACGCAGAGAGGUGACUUGGGGCCGGCUGAGAUUCUGACCCAUAUCCUGUAUUCCAGAUCAGCUGGGGGACACUCAGGCACUGCCCCUGGGACAUCCAGGAGAGCUCAGGCUUUGGUGCCUGGUUCGAAUUUGAGCCUGACUGACCUUGGUCAAGUUGCCUGCCCUCUUUGAGCCUCGUUUUCUUGUUGGAGGGAGUUGACACCAUUUCUGUCCUGGGCUGCUAUGAGAUGUGAAUGAGGGCAGAGCACAGCUCACAAGGAGGUGAAUCUGGGAGCAGAGGACAGGUGUCACCACGGGGCACAGCUCAGAUGCUGCACUCGGGUCAGGCUGGCUUCAUCCCCACAGGGAACACGGGAGAAGGCCUGGCUUUGGGUGAGAACAGAAAUGGUGAAGUUCCACACAUGCACAUCUGCUCAGGCCCUUGAGUGACUUCGGAGAGAUGCUAAGAAACGACAGCCAUGGCUUCCACCGUAAAGAUUCCGGUCUGAUAGAGAGCCUCAGAAAAAACGAGCUCUGUAAGGGUUAGGUGGGCAAAGGCUCUUGCCUGGGGACCUGAGUUUAAUCCCUGGAACCCGUAUGACAGGGGGAGAGCACCAACCCUGUAGUCUGUCCUCUGACCUACACAUACAUUCGCACACACAUACACAUGCCCCCAGAUAAAGAAGUAAAUACGUCCAUAACCGGCGAUUGUCAGCAUCAGCCACUGAGCUGGCUGGGCUCAAGUGAGGCCCAUGGUUUUCUGAUUGGACAGCCCUAUGCCAAGAGUUUGAAAGGGUCUAAAGUCCCUGAGUGAGAAGAGGCAGGAACUGAAGCCCAGGCUGAGGUUGAACGUUGACAGCCCCCAGGUAAGCAGUGGCAAUAACCAGUCCCUCCAUGGCUGUAACUCAGUAACACCUUUGCACUGGAGCUUGGAAAAAUCUGUUUGACUUUUCCCUCUUGGUACCAGAGAAACCAGAGAGGGCUCAGGCCUCCCCAUCCUGACCUAGUAGCAGACCGGCCUUCCAGGUAGCUUGGCCCAGUAAGCUCUCUACCUGACGUCCACUCUACAGUGUUGGGACAUUCCAGUGAUCACUCCUGGAAACAAGACAAGGAGACAUUUAUCCUCCCACCCACCCCACUCCAGUCUCCACCAGCAGAGCAAGGAGGAGCUUGGGAGCACUUGGCAUCCAUAAGGACCAGCAGGUCUCAGCACUCCCCGACGGCUAGGAUCAGCUCUACUCAUGGCAUUUGAGGAGCUUCUGGCCAGGGCUGGGGGUGUGGGACUCUUCCAGGUCCUGCAGAUCUGCACCUUGCUUCUCCCCUGCCUCUUGGCACCUUUUCACAUACUUCUGGAGAAUUUCUCGGCCGCUGUCCCAGACCACCGCUGCUGGGCCCAUGUGCUGGACAACAGCUCUGAGGAGCCCACUAACCUGACCCGAGAGGCCCUCUUGGCCAUCUCCAUCCCACUCGGCCUCAACCUGCAGCCUGAGCAGUGCCGCCGCUUCCACCAUCCACAGUGGCAGUUCCUGGACCCCAAUGCCACAGCUGCCAACAGGAGUGAGGCCGCCACAGAGCCAUGUGUGGAUGGUUGGGUCUAUGACCACAGUACCUUCACGUCGACCGUUGUAACCAGGUGGGACCUGGUGUGUAGCUCCCAGAGCCUGAAGCCCCUGGGCCAGGCCAUCUUCAUGUCUGGGACCCUGGCAGGAGCCUUUGUCUGGGGAUUUCUCUCCCACCGGCUGGGGCGAAAGCCGAUACUGGUCUGGUGCUGUCUGAAAGUGGCUGUGGCUGGUGCUGGCGCCAUCUUGGCUCCCAACUUCUUCAUCUACUGUGGUCUUUGGUUCCUGAGUGCCUUUGGGCUGGCUGGUAUCAUUAUGGCCCAGUCCACACUGAUGGCUGAGUGGACCACAAUCCGCAGGAGGGAUGUUACCAUGACGAUCUUGGGCUGCGCUUACAGCACAGGCCAGAUGGCCUUGGCAGGCCUGGCCUUGGCCUUGCGGGACUGGCGAAACCUCCAACUGGCUGUGUCCAUCCCUUUCUUCGCCAUAUUCCUGCUGUCCUGGUGGCUGCCAGAAUCUGCACGAUGGCUGAUUACUACAGGCCAACCAGAAAAAGCGCUUCAGGAACUCCAGAAGGUAGCCAGGAUAAAUGGCCACAAAGAAGCCAAACAGACGCUGACCAUAGAGGUGAGUCAGGAAAAUAUGUCCAAUAGGGUGUUAUCUGCAACUGAGACUCAGGGAUCUGUGCUGGACCUGUUCCGUGUGCCCAUGCUCUUCCAGAGAACCUGCGUCAUCGCAUUGGUGAACUUUUCCCUAUUGUUGUCCUAUUAUGGCCUGGUCCUGGACCUGCAAAGCCUGGGCGGGAACAUCUUCCUCUUGCAGACCCUCUUUGGAGCCGUGAACUUCCUGGGCCGAGCCACAGCCGUCCCAUUGCUCAGGUUCCUGGGCCGCCGCAGGACCCUGGUAGGCUUCUUUGCCCUGGCGGGGUUCUGCAUCUCAGCCAAUGCGCUGGUGCCACAAGACCUGCAGACUCUUCGUGUGGCCCUGGCCAUCCUAGGGAAAGGCUGUUGCGGGGUCUGUUUGUCGUCUCUCUCUGUGUACAAGACAGAGCUCUUCCCCACACAGCUGAGGAUGACAGCAGAUGGCUUCCUGCAAUCUGUGGGCCGCCUAGGAUCCAUAACAGGCCCCUUGAUUAAGAUGGCCAGCCAGACCCUGCCCCUGAUACCACCACUCACCUAUGGAGCUUUUCCCAUUGCCUCAAGCCUGGUCCUCCUGUUCUCCCUCCCGGAGACCCAGGGAAUUCCACUCCCCGACACCAUCCAGGACUUGGAGGGCGGCACCAUCACUGUUAUCAACAUCUCCAUUAUCGCUAUCACUUUCCCUACCGCCACCAACCCCACCACCAUCACCAUCAUCAUCCCCACCAUCACCUUCCCUACCAUCUUCAUCAUCGUCGUCACCGCCAUCAUCACCAUCCUCACCAUCAUCACCAUCACUGCCACCACUCACAUCAACGUCCUCCUCACCAACACCAGCACCCACACCAUCCUCACGUCACCACCGCGAUCAUCAUCGGUGCACUGUUACAUCACCAUCGUAACGCCCACCAUCGCUGCCAUCUUCACUGCGGCCGCCACCACCAUUAUUACCAUCGCUGUCGUUAACACGGAAGGACGCCUCACCUUUGUGACCGGCCCCAUCACCCACCGCCUGACCACAGUUUUUCUUGUUCCACUCCCAGAACUACCUUGA